GUGUGAGAUUUGGGACAGAGCCUCAGCAGUGUUGCUGGUGGUGAAGAAGGGGGUGGAAUCGCGGCUUCGGGUUUGCUAGUCGUCCAAAAUUCAGCGGAGAGAGAAAUCGAGAGUUUCAGCGCCAACACGGAUUUUCUUUGGGAUAAACGCACAGGCCUCGCUGCUAAAACGCUCAGUGCACAGGAUGUACCGUGACCCGUCAAGAUGCCCCAUUCCAGGCGGUAUGCAUCGUCGGAGCGGGCCAGCCGCAGCAGCUAUCAGGACCGCUAUCGCGAGCGUGACCGGGAGCGAGGGAGAAAGCCCCGACACCGGCGCUCGCGAUCCUUCUCCUCAAGCAGCGAGCGAGAACGGAGGGGACGAGGACACAGGCAGGAGGGAACCUACGCACGCUCCAGGAGCUACGACAACCGCUCAGUAGACAGGAGGCCUUACGACAGGCGCUACGGUGAAGGCUACCGGCGGCAGGAGCACGAACGAGACCGCGAUCGUGAACGUGAGCGACUGUCACCGGACGGCUACCACUCGCGCGACCCUUCCACCAGUUAUGACUACCGCCGCGCGCACCAACGCCACAAAGGCAGCAGGCGUAAGCACAAACGAAGGCGGCGUAGAACCAGGUCCUAUAGCCCAUCCUCCUCGCAGCGGAGUGCCAGCGGGACGCGGCCGCUAUGUGUGAGGGACGACGAGGAGGGUCACCUGAUCUGUCGGAGUGGCGACGUCCUGCAAGAGAGAUAUGAAAUUGUCAGCACUUUGGGGGAGGGCACGUUUGGAAGGGUGAUGGAAUGCAUUGACCAUCGCAGAGGUGGAGCCCAUGUGGCUCUGAAAAUCAUUAAAAACGUUGAGAAGUACAAGGAGGCUGCGCGACUGGAGAUCAAUGUACUGGAAAGGAUCAAUGAGCGAGACCCUGAAAACAAAAAUCUGUGUGUACGGAUGUUCGACUGGUUUGACUAUCAUGGCCACAUGUGUCUCAGCUUUGAGCUGUUAGCACUCAGCACGUUUGACUUCCUGAAGGAGAACAACUACCUGCCCUAUUCCAUCAGCCAGGUCCGACACAUGGCCUACCAGCUCUGCCUAGCUGUCAAGUUUCUGCAUGACAACAAGCUGACCCACACAGAUUUAAAACCAGAGAAUAUUCUCUUUGUUAACUCGGACUUCACCAUAACAUACAACGUAGAGAAGAAGAGAGACGAGCGUACGGUGAAGAGCACUGCAGUGAGGGUAGUCGAUUUCGGCAGUGCUACGUUUGACCACGAACACCACAGUACAAUCGUCUCCACCAGGCACUACCGCGCACCGGAGGUUAUUCUCGAACUGGGUUGGAGCCAGCCUUGUGAUGUGUGGAGUAUCGGCUGCAUCCUCUUCGAGUAUUACCUUGGCUUUACGCUUUUUCAGACUCAUGAUAACAGGGAGCACUUAGCCAUGAUGGAGAGAAUAUUGGGUCCCGUCCCUUCCAGGAUGAUCCGCAAAACGAGAAAGCAGAAGUACUUUUACCAUGGACGGCUCGACUGGGAUGAAAACUCCUCAGCAGGAAGAUAUGUUCGAGAGAACUGCAAGCCCUUGCGACGGUACAUCCUGUCUGAGGCAGAGGAGCAUCACCAGCUGUUUGACCUGAUUGAGGUGAUGCUGGAGUACGAGCCGCCAAAGCGCAUCACUCUGGCCGCAGCGCUCAGGCACCAGUUCUUCCAGAGUCCCAUCACUGCUAGCGAGCAGACAUCAGGAAAGCCCUGGGAGGCUAAUCGUGACAUUAGCCGGUGACGUUUGUCUCUACCUGCCUUAGUUUUUUUGCGCCAAAAAAAUAAAAAAAAAACUUUUUUUGAGGGGCUGUGAGCAGAGUUGGUGUGCAACAACAAUUGGGGUUCACCUGGUGAAACUGAUCCUUUUUUAUUUUCAGGCAACCUGACUGACCAAGUAGUUUUAAGGUGGACCGAGUUGUAGGGGUUAUACUGCCGUGUCAGCUUUAAAGUAUUUAAGGGUGACACAGGACUUUGUCUUAAGCUGGAACCGGUUACAAUAGUUUCGUAUUUACAGAGCCCAUGGGUAGAUUAUGUACCGUAGGAUGCCAUUUCAACGCUAACUCAGACACAAAGUCUUCCACACAUGAAGGACAAGAUGGAAGGAACUUUAUCCAGUACUGCAGACACAAAGUACAUGGAAAAGUUUAAAAGAUCUGAUGUGUUGUUGCAUAUAUAACCAUCUCUGAUUUUGAAAUGGGGAAAAAUGGAGAGAACAUCUUUGAGUCAUAUCUGUUGUAGCAAAACCAAAACAAGGUGGGUUUUUUGUUUUCUAGAAGCUUUGGAAAAACAUGAACGUAAACAUGAAGAAAAGCACCAAACUGGCUGCAUUGGUUGCAUUGGAUUCCAUUGUAAUUGGACACUGAGUCUGAAUUACGGUCACGUACUUAGUCGUAUUUUUAUUGGACAGGCGAUAAUUGAAGAGAUGUUCUGGCAUAGACUCACUCCUUGAUCCUAGAUCUGUCAGUCUCAUCCGAACAGCAGCUACACAGAAGCUACUGUUCUAUGUAGCUCAGUGUCUUUUUCUUUUUUUCAGUGUGUCUGACACACACAUACACACACACAUACACACACACACACACACAUUUGUAUUUUCUAUUGAAGCCUUUUGUCCAUGUAAUUAAGCACAGACCUUUUGUGCGCUGUGUCAUUCUUGCCAGCACAGGUUUACAGUAUUUAUUUGAAUCAGCAUUAUUUUUGUUUUCGUGUUUUUAUAUGAAGCUAAAUGUGUAUAUCUGUAUAUACAAAUAUAUAUGUAUCUAUGACUGUAUAGAAUAAAGUCUCUGUCUGUCUGCCUGGCGUUUGUUGAAGUCGUGGCAGCUUCACAGGCAGAAAACGGCAGACAUCUUGUCAGA
Molecule: messenger RNA, 2866 nt
Organism: Pangasianodon hypophthalmus (striped catfish)
Lineage: Eukaryota; Metazoa; Chordata; Actinopteri; Siluriformes; Pangasiidae
Gene: clk2a
Product: CDC-like kinase 2a
Exons: 14
Coding region: 205-1755 (516 amino acids)
Biological process (GO): regulation of RNA splicing; protein phosphorylation
Cellular component (GO): nucleus
Molecular function (GO): protein tyrosine kinase activity; ATP binding
Source: RefSeq, a predicted model, not a curated record